GGUCGUUUCAUGCAGCCGCAGUCCAUGUCGAAUGCACCUAUUCUCUGGUUCAUCCAUAUGCCAAUCACGUGGUCAUGAGUUAGGCAGGAAGUGGUUUCCAUUUAUUUCAAACGUGAAGUUAAAACGAUUAGAUGCCUUUGACCAAAGCUGUAAUUGUUCCAGGGAAUGGGUCUGGAGAUGUGGAACGGUGCAAUUGGUAUGGUUGGGCCAAAAAACAAAUCAAUAAGAUUCCAGAGAUGACUUGUCUGCUGGAAAACAUGCCUGAUCCAGUGACAGCUCGAGAGAGCAUAUGGUUGCCAUACAUGGAGUACGAGCUGCAAUGUGAUGAGGAGACAGUAAUCAUUGGUCACAGCUCAGGAGCAGCCGCAGCUAUGAGGUAUGCUGAAACUCACAAAGUGUUUGCCAUUAUCCUGGUGGGAGCAUACACCUCUGAUCUGGGAGAUGCAAAUGAGAGAGAAAGUGGAUAUUUCAACCGACCCUGGGAAUGGGAAAAAAUUAAGGGGAAUGCUCGCCAUAUAGUUCAGUUUGGCUCAACAGAUGACCCCUUCUUGCCUUGGGACGAGCAGGAGGCUGUUGCAAAAGGCUUGAAGGCUGACCUUCGCAAAUACACGGUGAAAGGCCACUUCCAGAACACACAGUUUCCAGAGCUGAUCAACGUAGUGCACAAACUGAGAGCCGGUACAUAGAAGACAGCUGGAGGGACCUCAGUAGCGUGUGGAAGAUCCAUAUGCAGCCACAACAGCUUGGAACCUCCUCUUCAUGCUGGUCACCAGCCUGGUUACAGACUGCUGUGGGAGGGCAUCCCAUUCCUCAACCAGGAUUUGUCACAAGUCAGCCAACAUGUUUGCGUUGGUCACUCUGCCACAUACAGCACACCCAAGCUGAUCCCACUUGAAGCUCAAAACCAGAGUGAAGACCAACAGAAGAAUAUUGCAAAGGAUUUUGGCAAAUGUUUUAUUUAUUUUUUGGGCCGUUACCCA
Messenger RNA from Hypomesus transpacificus, 980 nucleotides. It is a transcript of the gene rbbp9, whose product is annotated as retinoblastoma binding protein 9. The record is from RefSeq and is a predicted model, not a curated record. The transcript has 6 exons. Bases 132 to 686 code for a protein of 184 amino acids. Lineage: Eukaryota; Metazoa; Chordata; Actinopteri; Osmeriformes; Osmeridae. Gene Ontology annotation, molecular function: hydrolase activity.